Molecule: messenger RNA, 2252 nt
Organism: Capsicum annuum
Lineage: Eukaryota; Viridiplantae; Streptophyta; Magnoliopsida; Solanales; Solanaceae
Product: eukaryotic translation initiation factor 5
Exons: 2
Coding region: 708-2051 (447 amino acids)
Biological process (GO): formation of cytoplasmic translation initiation complex; formation of translation preinitiation complex; translational initiation
Cellular component (GO): cytosol
Molecular function (GO): translation initiation factor activity; GDP-dissociation inhibitor activity; eukaryotic initiation factor eIF2 binding
Source: RefSeq, a predicted model, not a curated record
GAAAUGCAUCGUCAUACAAAAAUGUGUGUCUAAUAAUACUUAUUUAAAAACUACAGCAAUUAUUAUUUAUUAUAUUUUUAUUAUUAAAUAUUAUUUAAUUUAUUUAUUAAAAUAUUAAAAAUAUAUUAAAAUUUUUUAUAUUAUUUAUUAUUUAUUAGUUUUUGUGGUGUAAACGGUCAAUAAUGAAUAAAUAAAGAUAUAGGGUAUGUGGUAAAUACUCUUUUUUUCCGCACAUAUCUGGUUGAAACCCUAUAUGAAAAGGAAAAGGAAACCUCUCGGCCGCCUCUCUUUUCUCAACACUUUCCUAUCCUAUAAAUUUAAACCCAAAUUCACAAUUUCAUCAAUUGCUCUCUCUUUCAUCCUGUUCGACAUCGUUCCUCGUUCCAUUGGUUGAAGCUAGUCUACGUUCGGUAGAGUUUCAAAGUUGUAACGGUGUAAGUGAGACUUCUUUUAUGUCCGAACAAGCCAUCUUCUAUUUGGGAUCCAUUGGAUUGCUUGGAGAGUAUUGUCCUUGGUCAAGAAAAAAGAACCGUCAUUUCUCUGGCCUUGUUGACUGUAUGCAUCUCAAAUCAUUAAAGGAAGAACACUUUGACUUUUCUGGUUGCUGGAAGGCACAUCCUUCUCCGGACGCAAUUUGCAAUUGUACUGCUGAAGAAUUCUCUCAACAUUCAUAACGCCUCAUCUGGGAAUUUUUGGCUGAAUCAAAGAUGGCUUUGCAGAAUAUAGGUGCCAGCAACAGUGAUGAUGCCUUCUACAGGUAUAAGAUGCCCAGGAUGCUUACCAAGAUAGAGGGCCGUGGGAAUGGCAUCAAGACAAAUGUGGUGAACAUGGUUGAUAUUGCCAAAGCAUUAGCAAGGCCUCCAUCUUAUACCACAAAAUAUUUUGGAAAUGAGCUUGGGGCCCAGUCGAAAUUUGAUGAGAAAACUGGAACCGCCCUUGUCAAUGGAGCUCAUGAAACCCCCAAACUUGCUGGUCUUCUUGAGAACUUCAUCAAGAAAUAUGUUCAGUGCUAUGGUUGCGGAAACCCUGAAACAGAUGUCAUAAUAACCAAAACUCAGAUGAUCCAACUGAAAUGCGCUGCAUGUGGUUUCAUUUCUAAUGUGGACAUGAGGGACAAGCUGACAACUUUUAUACUUAAGAACCCGCCUGAGGCGAAAAAGGGCUCCAAGGACAAGAAAGCAAUGAGAAGAGCUGAGAAGGAGCGACUGAAGGAAGGAGAGGCCGCUGAUGAAGAGCUGAAGAAGCUGAAGAAAGAAACAAAGAAAAAGGUUUCCUCCAAAGAUGCCAGCACAAAACCUAGUUCUAAAAAGAAACAUGGUGGUUCGGAUGAGGAUCAUGCUUCACCACCUAGAAGCCAUGCUCAUGUGAAAGAAGAGGAGGAUGAAGAUGAUGAUGACGACGUCCAGUGGCAGACUGAUACAUCGCUUGAAGCCGCUCAGCAGCGUAUACAAGAACAGUUAAGUGCUGCGACUGCCGAAAUGGUUAUGCUGUCCACAGUUGAGUCGGAGAAGAAGUCCAAGGCAGCUACUCAAACCCCAAGUCCUAAAGCUGCUUCUGUAACAUCGGAAGAUUCUAAGACCGAGAAUGUAGAGACAAACCAUGAGAGGCUCGUUAGGGAAGUGAAAACAAAUCUAAAAAAAGGAGUUACUGCCAGCAAGUUACAAUCCUUUUUGGGUUCACUCUCUGGGUCUCCUCAGGAAGUUAUUACUGCUUUGUAUGAGGCACUCUUGGAUGGCGUUGAGAAAGGAUUUGCCAAGGAGGUUAUUAAGAAGAAAAGCUACCUUGCUGCUGUUGCUCAAGAUGAGGAGUCUCAGCUACGAUUGCUUCAAGCUACAGAAAUUUUUUGUGGGAAAUCCAACAACUCAGUUGCACUGAAGGAAGUGGCUCUGGUUUUGAAAGCUUUGUAUGAUGCUGAUCUUUUGGAAGAGGAAUACAUAGUAAAGUGGUACAACAAGGGCGUCGCUGCGAACAAGGACUCCAAAAUUUGGAAGAAUGUCAAACCCUUUGUCGAAUGGCUAGAGAGUGCCGAGUCAGAGUCCGAAGAGGAAUGAGUUCAGAAAUAUUUCUGACUAUUCAGUUUGCUUUCUGGUGUGCUCGAGUUUGCUUUGCGUGAGACACUACCAUAUUGGAAACUCGUAUGUUAUUUUAUGUUGUUUGUUUUGUCUGUUGCCUCUGGUUCAGAAACUCUGUAUUAAGUUCCUUUUGCUUAACCCGGUUUGAUUGUCUUUGCGUGAAUAAAACUUCAUUAUUUA